Messenger RNA from Eublepharis macularius, 3356 nucleotides. RefSeq names its product outer dense fiber of sperm tails 2 like (gene ODF2L). Bases 94 to 2319 code for a protein of 741 amino acids. NCBI's taxonomy places the organism in Eukaryota, Metazoa, Chordata, Lepidosauria, Squamata, Eublepharidae. Gene Ontology annotation, biological process: negative regulation of cilium assembly. The transcript is spliced from 18 exons. Gene Ontology annotation, cellular component: ciliary basal body; centrosome. The record is from RefSeq and is a predicted model, not a curated record.
AGACGUUGGCUUCUGGUAUUGCCAGGCAGGGCAUUUUCGCGUUAGAAAGGCGCUUUCCCGCCCGUUGUCGCGGGAGCUGACAGAAGGGCGGAAAUGGAGGAAAGCGGGCUUCCAGAAUGCAUAGAGAAAGAACCUUUGAAGGAGAACUGGAGUUCAUACAACACACUUGUAAAUCAACACAGGACCAAAAUGAAAGAGCUAUUACCGUGCCUUAAAGGGAAGUCUCAGGAUAACUCUCUAGAAGAAAGCAUGAGUGAAAGUGAAACAAAAUGGUUGUGGGAAGGAGUUAUUAAUGAAAAAGCCACUUUUCGGAAAAAGCUCCAAGAAGCAGAGCUGGCUAUUGGCUCAGCUGAAAUGUUUUUGCCAUCAUUUAAAGAAGCUCUUGAUAGAAUUACAAAAGGUUGUUAUGUUUCUGCAUCAGAUAUGAUAAAGAUUUCUAUGCAAGCGGAUUUACUGGUAGAGGAGUUACAGGCUCUCAAAAAUAUGAAGGGAUGGUUACGUCAGCUCCUUAAAACAAGCAAGGAAAAAGAAUUAACCAGUAAACAGGUUGAAGACUUAACACAGAAGUUAACUGAAAGUGAAAGUGAAGCUAUAGAUCUUAAAAAUGAAAUUCUUCAAAAAGAGAGGUUAAUUUUAGAGCUUUCUACUCAACUUCAACAAGAGAAAGCUGAUGUACUAAAAGCAUCACAUCAGGCAGAAUUGGUACAAGUAGUACAAAAUCACCUGCAAUGCCAAAUAGAGAAAAAGGAGGCAGAGAAUAACCAACUGAGAACAAAAAUUCAGGUUAUAGAAAAGAAAAUUAAUGAAUGGAAGCAACAGGUUGGAGAACAGAAACAGCAGAUUUUUGCUGAAAAGGAAAGAAGAAAGGAGAGGAAGGCUGCACUGAUAAAAGCAGCUAGUGUUCAGAAACAAAGAGCUGAACAUUUGGAAGCUGCUGUGGAAAACUUAAUUUCCAAAAUUAAGGAAAAGGAAAUCCAAUUGUCUGAGGCACUUACAACUUCUAAUGUCUGGAAGAGUCAUCAUCAGACAGUGAUAGAUGAAAAAAACAGGUUAGAAGUUCAAGUUGAAACUUUGAAAAAGCAGAUGGAAGACCAUUUGAUGGAACUACGAGGAAUAAAAGAUAAUGGGAGGAAGUCCAAGGGAGAGAUUCUUGGAAAGCUUAAUUCUGUCCUCUCUGAAAAUGAAAAUAUUUCUCUUGAAAAUACAAAAUUAAAGGCAUCCUCUGCUGCUUUGGAAGUGAAUAUUUUGUCUGCAGAAGCUGAACUCUUGGACUUGCAUGAAGAAGCAAAACAGCAAGAGAAUCUGGUUAACCAAUAUAAGGCUGAGGUGCAGAAAUUAGAAACAGAGGGUGAAGAAUUGAAAGCCAGAUAUGAAAAGGUCAUACAUGAACACAGAAAGUUAAUGGAAGUCAAAGAUUUAGAAAUGGAUACGAUGAGGGGCCAGACGGAGGCUCACUUGAAGGAGUUAGAACAUAUCCGUGAUUUACAGAAAGCAGCUGAAGGGAAACUGCAGAAGUGUCAAGAAAGCCUGCUGUCAUGCCAAAAGAGCUGUGUAGAUAAAUCCAAAGCCUUUAGGGAACUACAGGUUCAGGUAGUUCGCAACUUUGAGCUGGGUUGUCUCCAGUAUGCAGAUGACAUCCAGCUGUUGAUGGAUGGCCAGUCUGAUCCCACUCCAGAUUCCUUGGCUAAGGGUCUUGAGACUGUGACAGCUUGGUUACAUCAGAGUCUCCUGAAAUUGAAUCCCCUGAGGACGGAGGUUCUGUGUCUGGGUCAUGGGACGAUGGAGUUGGGGACCCGGCUCCCAACCCUUGACAAGGUCGACAACGAUGAUGAUUUCUUGAAACACCAUUCCUUGGAAGAUGAAAAUUACACCAUGCAGAUGAAGUAUGAAGAAGCUCAAAGAAAAUUAGAAGAAAUGGAAUUACAAAACAAAAGACUUGAAAAUCAGCUGGUGAACCAAGAAGAGAAUCUUCAGAAAACUGAAUUGCAGUUCAAACAAAAGCUCUCAUGUUGUGAUGCUUUGACCAGACAACUGGAAGCUGCUUUGGAAGAUGGACGUAAAAAGCUAGCCGAAGAGGUAGAAAAAAUUUCAUCCAAAGAGCAGGCCCUUCAGUUGAAAAUGUUGUAUCUAGAAAAUCAACUAAGACAGAAAAAAGAAGAACAUAAACAACUAGCUAGGACACUGAAUAUUAGUGAAAAACAUCAUGAAGUAUGCUUGAAGGAACUAGAACACAGUCUUCAAAAAUCUGAAAACCAGAACCAAAGCAUCCAGAAUUAUGUACAAUUUUUGAAAACCACUUAUGUAACAAUGUUUGGCUAAUGUUUUUGUUCCUUUCAAAAACAUUAGCACAUGGUGGAUUCACAUAUAUGCUUACCUCAUCAGAGCUCCUUUUUAAAAAACCUGUUACUUUCUUCAACAUGGAUACAAACCUCUGAAGUUUGUAAUUGGCAGUACACCACUGAGAAACCGCUUCUGCAGUUGUAUAAAAAAGUGGCUAUUUCUCAUUUUGGAUUUGACAGAUUCAGGCUAGGUGAUCUCUGUGGAUGAUGAUAUGAAUAUUGGAACGAUGGCAGUAUUGUCCUUGUGUACACAAACCCAUAUAGGACUUCUCUGUAGGCUCUGAACUGCCCACCCCCCAGCUUGAGUGAGGAUGGUCACUUAUUCAGAAGCAUCAGGAUUAGGGGCAAUAAGGAAGCAGGAACGUGGCACAAGCUUGGAAAGUGAGUUAUUUGUCAGUCACUGUACCUCUCUGAUGAACAUACUUCUGCUUCAAUACGAGUUUUAGCUACUUAAUUCACACACCUGAAUUAAGUGUAGUAGUAUGAAUCAACAGCCCAGUUUAAUACAGAUUGUAUUGAUGAUAGAUUAAGGAUAAACAAAUGAAAGCUCAUCUUAUUUUCACAGAUCUCUCUAUAAAUAAUUAAAAUCAGAUGUAAUAUUACUAAUAAUAGCAGGUUUUAAAAUUUAUAUAUUUUAAAUCAUAGAAGGCUUUUAGAUUUAUGACUGAGUUGAUCUUGUUUAAGUUAGCAUUAGCACAUUUUAAGAACCAAAUUGUGUUCAGUAUAAAGAAAGUCAUUGAUCAGAAAAUUGCUCUCGUAUACACACAUAUAUGUAAAAAAAGUAGCAUGGAGAGAAUUUCCAUAAAAAGUUUCAUCGUCCCUAAACAAAAGGGUUUUUUAACCUAGGGAAAUUGGUGUCCAGUAAAAACUUUCUUAUUACAUUUUUUCAUGUUGCAGAUUUCUUGCUUUUUGAUAUUCUUAACUAAAAUAGUUUCUAAAGUACUGUAUGUGACAUUAGUGGUACUAAGAAAAUGUUUCAGUUAUGUUUGUUUGUUUGUUUGUUUGUUUGUUUGUUUG